GUAAAAUCAUUCAAAAUCCUCAGACUUCGUGCAACUUCCAGGGACAAUGUUCUGAACAGUCCAGAUUUCGCUUCGACAGUUCGCCGGCACGCGUCUAUUUGAGAAAGGAGGAGAGUGGUGCUCUUAUCGUGACUUUGAGAUAAAUAAUUAGUAUCUAGGUAGUUUCGAAAUGAUCAAGGAAAAAGAGAACGAGAAAGUCGAUGUCCUGGAUGAUCUAAUGAACAACUUGGGGGACUGGGGCAGAUAUCAAUGGUGGCAAUUUGUUCUUCAUAUCCUGUCCGCCCUUGUUGCUGGCUUGCACAUGUUGUCUCUGGUGACAAUAGCAGCCGUACCAGAACACAGAUGUGAAAUUCCAAAUGUUGACAUUAAUAAAACUAUGACCGAGCUCAACUUCACCACCCUGGCAAGAUACAUUCCACUGAAGUCUGUAGAUAAAAUAGAUUCCUGUUCAAUAUACGACAUUGUCUCUAAUGAAACAGUAAAAUGCAACUCUUGGGUGUAUAACAGUACAUAUCAUCCUACAUCUAGAGCCAUAGAUUGGAAUUUUGUUUGCGACAGAAGAUGGAUGGGAGCUGUAGCUCAAACCACUUACAUGUUGGGGGUGUUCGUUGGCUGUAUUACCUUGGGAAACCUGGCUGAUAAGAUAGGAAGGAAGCCGGUGUACUGUUGGUCAGCCCUGAUCACUCUGAUUCUUGGUGUUGGUGUCGCUUUUACAACCAAUUUCUACAUGUUCCUGGCUGUUCGAUUCAUUUUCGGAAUUUUCGCUUCUGCUGGAGCUUACCUAGCAGGAUUUGUACUGACAAUGGAGUUGGUAGGACCAAGUAAACGUUCUGUUUGUGGGAUAGCAUUUCAAGGAGUUUUCGCGACUGGAAUCAUGCUUGUAGCUUUUUGGGGAGCUUUUAUUAAAGAAAGGCAAACCCUUCAAAUAGUAUAUGGCCUACACGGACUGCUUCUGGUGGUACACUGGUGGGCAAUGGACGAAUCGCCAAGAUGGCUUUGGGCCAACGGAAGAUACAAAGAAAGCGUCGAUAUUGUACAUAAGGCUUUGGAGUUUAAUGGCAGCCCGAUAACUAUAAAUAAAGCUGAUUACGUAUCCAAAGGUCAAGCUCAACAACGAACCACAACUACUAGCGAUGCUGGUCUCAUGGAUCUUUUCAAGACCCCGAAUCUGAGGAGCAGAACUUUGAACAUCAGUUUAUGUUGGUUCGCCAACUCUUUGGUAUAUUACGGAUUGUCUUUGAGUUCCGGAAAUAUUAAAGGAAAUCCUUUCUUCAUUCUAUUCGUAAUGGGAUUAAUAGAAAUUCCUGGAAACAUUUUAACUAUAAUGUUGAUGGAUAGACUUGGAAGAAGACUCCUCACUUCAUUCAACAUGAUACUGGGCGGAUUGUGCUGUAUAGUCGCGGUCAGUAUCACAAUAGGUAGCGUCGCCUCGACUACUUUCGUAUUUCUCGGUAAAUUUCUGAUAGCCUGUUCCUUCGCCAUUAUUUACAACUAUUCGGCUGAAUUGUUUCCGACAGUCAUCAGAAAUUCAGCAUUAGGUCUUGGAGGAAUGUGGGCCAGGAUUUCUGGUGCUCUAACUCCUUUAAUAACACUUUUGGAUUCUUUCGACCCAAAAAUUCCUUGCAUGAUUUUUGCCGUAAUUGCAAUCGUGUCAGGAUUUUUGACCAUGUUUUUGCCGGAAACUUUGGGCAAAGAAAUGCCGUCAACAAUAGAAGAUGGGGAAAAUUUCGGUAUCGGAGAUACGUGUUUCAGUAAUUUUUUGGGUAAGAGGAAAGUGUAUGAUAAAAAUGAAAACGGUACGAAGAUUGCGAUGGCUGAACAGUUGAAACCCUUGAACUCUGCUACAGUUUGAGUUGGAAAACGGAGAAUUAAAUAAAACAAGAAAACAACUUUAAAAAACAAAAGAAUACGCAUAACGUAGGUACGAGGUACAAACCAUUAUUUCUUCCGUUCACUUAAGUAAUCAGGCCGAUAUGAUCAAAAAAUGUCCUUCUUUAUGAAUCUAUACUUUAAUUUAAUUGUUUGUAAUGAAAAUCGAGUACUUUUUUUUCUAUGCAAACUGCUUAGAACACAUAGUAUUUGAAUCCCAUUAAUUAUCAUCAGAUUAUGGAUUCAUAAUUUAAUAGUAAAACCUAAAAAAAAUGAGAUCAUUCAUCUGAAAAAAUUUCCUAUGGAGUUCGAAAGUUUGGGCUAAAAUGCAUCCUUGUGCUACAUCCUGUACAGCAAAAAAUCUUUUCGGAAUUUUCGCAGUCUCAGCAUUCGAACGUACGACUUCUACUACGCUAACCAUACUUGGGAUUAUAAUCAUCCAAAUCAAUGCAAAAAAAAAGUAAUUAUGUUAUAGAAGAAGAAAAUAGAGUAUCCCUUUGAAUGAACGUAGGUCAAUGUAAAUAAAUCUCUCGUUUUUAAUUUUCCGUUUUACGAAUAAUAUUUUGGUAGAUACCUAUAUAAAUACUUUAUACAAAUCCAAGUAUUCUGUUGUCUUAUUAUUUAUUUAAAAUUAAACGUUCUUUCAUGCAGAAAAGUAGAAAAGACUCAUUGAAUGUGAUGGAAUAUAAUACCAUAUUUUCAAUAAACCUCCACUGAUGUUAAAAAUAUGGGUUCUGUUCCUAUAUUUUUAGUGAAUAUUAUUCUCGUAAUUCUAGUCAGAGUUAUGUAUUGAUUAUUAUCGUUAUCUUAUGUUUCAAUUAUCUGAAACUGCAGAUAACUGAAUUCUUUCUGUAAAAUAUAUUCUUUCAUUUACUGAAAUUAAUGAUCCAUUAAUGAUAGUUUUCGCACUUUCAUUGAUGGGUAUUUUGUAUGUGUAUAUAUGAUUUUGUAGUAUUCUAACAAUUUUUAGAAUAAAUCUUCAUUUCCUAA
Coccinella septempunctata (seven-spotted ladybird) is the source of this 2859-nucleotide messenger RNA. Its product is annotated as organic cation transporter protein. Lineage: Eukaryota; Metazoa; Arthropoda; Insecta; Coleoptera; Coccinellidae. Gene Ontology annotation, molecular function: transmembrane transporter activity. The record is from RefSeq and is a predicted model, not a curated record. Gene Ontology annotation, cellular component: membrane. Bases 170 to 1852 code for a protein of 560 amino acids. Gene Ontology annotation, biological process: transmembrane transport. The transcript is spliced from 4 exons.